Messenger RNA from Andrographis paniculata, 1839 nucleotides. Its product is annotated as sugar transport protein 14. Lineage: Eukaryota; Viridiplantae; Streptophyta; Magnoliopsida; Lamiales; Acanthaceae. Gene Ontology annotation, molecular function: monosaccharide transmembrane transporter activity. Gene Ontology annotation, cellular component: membrane. The transcript has 4 exons. Bases 157 to 1695 code for a protein of 512 amino acids. The record is from RefSeq and is a predicted model, not a curated record. Gene Ontology annotation, biological process: monosaccharide transmembrane transport.
AAUGGAAAAUCAAGAAACUCACAUUCAUACUGACUGGGCAGAGUUUAUCCAAAGGACGAUUUGCGAUUUGCAAUUGGAAAUGGAUUCGCCCUCGUCUUCUAUAUAAGUGGAAAUUUUGCGCCACUCAUUUCUGGUUGAAUCGAAGCAGAAGCAUCAAUGGCAGGGGGAGGAGUGCUCGACGCCAACAGUGGAGCCAGGGCGCAUCUCUACGAGUAUCGGAUCACUCCCUACUUCGUUUUCGCUUGCAUUGUCGGCUCCCUCGGCGGCUCUCUAUUCGGCUAUGAUCUCGGCGUCUCCGGAGGAGUGACUUCCAUGGAUGAUUUCCUGGAGGAGUUCUUCCCUCACAUCGCCCGCAGGAAGAAAGCAAAAGGAGGGGAAACAGACUACUGCAAGUACGACAACCAAGUCCUCACUCUCUUCACAUCCUCACUAUACUUCGCCGCACUCGUUUCGACAUUCGCUGCUUCCUACGUUACUCGAAACAAAGGCAGGAAGGCCAGCAUCAUCUGCGGAUCCAUCAGUUUCUUCCUUGGCGCCGUCCUCAACGCCGCCGCACAGAACAUCGCAAUGCUCAUCCUCGGCCGGAUUCUGCUCGGCGUAGGAAUCGGUUUUGGCAACCAAGCAGUUCCUCUGUAUCUCUCAGAAAUGGCGCCGGCGAAGAUAAGAGGAGCCGUGAACCAGCUGUUCCAGCUCACCACAUGUUUGGGAAUCCUCAUUGCAAACUUCGUCAACUAUGGCAUCGAACAUCUUCAUCCUUGGGGAUGGCGACUAUCGCUCGGCUUGGCUGCAGUUCCCGCCACUCUCAUGUUUGUCGGCGGCCUUUUCCUCCCGGAGACGCCCAACAGCCUUGUCGAGCAAGGGAAGCUGGAAGAAGGCCGCAAAGUGCUCGAGAAAGUCCGAGGGACCCCAAAAGUCGACGCAGAGUUUCAAGACCUCAUCGAAGCAAGCAAUGCAGCAAAAGCGAUCAAGCAUCCGUUCCGGAAUCUUCUGAGGAGGAAAUAUCGACCCCAGUUGAUUUUAGGCGCAAUCGGGAUACCAGCAUGUCAACAGCUGACCGGGAACAACUCGAUCCUGUUCUACGCUCCGGUUAUAUUCACAAGCUUGGGAUUCGGCUCCAAUGCUGCCCUGUACUCAUCCGCCAUCACAAGCGCCGCCCUCGUUCUCGCAACACUGAUAUCCAUGGCUCUCGUCGACAAGUUUGGCAGGCGUGCCUUCUUUCUCGAAGCCGGCUGCGAACUCAUCUUCUGCUUCGUGGCGGUCGCGAUUACGCUAGCCCUGAAUCUCCGGGAUGGGAAGGAGAUAUCGAGAGGGAUAGGGGUCUUCCUAGUGAUCGUGCUGUUCUUGUUCGUGCUGGCGUACGGGCGAUCAUGGGGGCCUCUGGGGUGGCUAGUCCCGAGCGAGCUGUUUGCGCUGGAGACACGGUCGGCGGGACAGAGCAUGGUGGUGUGCGUGAACAUGAUAUUCACGGCGCUGAUUGCGCAGUGCUUCCUGGCGGCGCUGUGCCACCUGAAGUACGGUAUAUUCUUGCUGUUUGCAGGGCUGAUAUUCUUGAUGAGCUGCUUCAUAUACUUUCUGCUGCCGGAGACGAAGCAGGUGCCGAUCGAGGAGAUCUAUUUGCUGUUUGAGAAUCACUGGUUUUGGAAGAGGUACUGUAAGCCUGAGGAGGACGACGGGACUCCUCCGACGAGGGCGUAGCAGCUGGCCAGGCAGGCAAACAGAGGUUAGUUUGGUUGUGUUCUUCUUUUUUGUUUUUGUAAUUUGACACAAGUGCUGCAAGGGAUAUUUAAUUGUAAUGCCAAAUAUCUAUCAACCAUAUAAUAUGAUAUUCAUUUCCCCAGA